GGGCUCCUCGGACAUGGCCGCGGCGGUGGCGGUGGCGGCCGCGUCCCGGCGGCAGUCGUGCUACCUGUGUGACCUGCCCCGCAUGCCCUGGGCCAUGAUCUGGGACUUCACCGAGCCCGUGUGCCGCGGCUGCGUCAACUACGAGGGCGCCGACCGCGUCGAGUUCGUCAUCGAGACGGCGCGGCAGCUCAAGCGGGCGCACGGCUGCUUCCCGGAGGGCCGCUCCCCGCCCGGCGCCGCGGCCCAGGCCGCCGCCAAGCCGCCGCCGCUCUCGGCCAAGGACCUCCUCCUGCAGCAGCAGCAGCAGCAGCUCGGCCACGGCGGCCCCGAGGCGGCCCCGCGCGGCCCUCAGGCCCUGGAGCGCUACCCCCUGGCGGCCGCCGCCGCGGAGCGGCCCCCGCGCCUCGGCUCCGACUUCGGCGGCAGCCGCCCAGAGAAGCCGCCGCCGCCGCCCUCGCACCGCGGCCCGGCCGACAGCCUGUCCACCGCAGCCGGGGCGGCCGAGCUGGGCCCCGAGGGCGCGGGCAAAGGCCGCGGGCCCGGCGAGCAGGACUGGGUCAACAGGCCCAAGACCGUGCGAGACACGCUGCUGGCGCUGCACCAGCACGGCCACUCGGGGCCCUUCGAGAGCAAGUUUAAGAAGGAGCCGGCCCUGACUGCAGGCAGGUUGUUGGGUUUCGAGGCCAACGGGGCCAACGGGUCUAAAGCAGUUGCAAGAACAGCAAGGAAGAGGAAGCCUUCUCCAGAGCCGGAAGGUGAAGUCGGGCCCCCUAAGAUCAAUGGAGAGGCCCAGCCGUGGCUGUCCACGUCCACAGAAGGGCUCAAGAUCCCCAUUACGCCUACGUCCUCUUUUGUGUCGCCACCACCACCCACUGCCUCACCUCAUUCCAACCGGACCACACCGCCUGAAGCGGCCCAGAACGGCCAGUCCCCCAUGGCAGCCCUGAUCUUAGUAGCAGACAAUGCGGGGGGCAGCCACGCCUCGAAAGAUGCCAACCAGGUGCACUCCACUACCAGGAGGAAUAGCAGCAGCCCACCCUCUCCGUCCGCCAUGAACCAAAGAAGGCUAGGCCCCAGAGAGGUGGGGGGCCAGGGGGCAGGCAGCACAGGAGGACUGGAGCCAGUGCACCCCGCCAGCCUCCCGGACUCCUCUCUGGCAGCCAGCGCCCCGCUGUGCUGCACCCUCUGCCACGAGCGGCUGGAGGACACCCACUUUGUGCAGUGCCCGUCCGUCCCUUCGCACAAGUUCUGCUUCCCUUGCUCCAGACAAAGCAUCAAACAGCAGGGCGCCAGUGGAGAGGUCUAUUGUCCCAGUGGGGAAAAAUGCCCUCUUGUGGGCUCCAAUGUCCCCUGGGCCUUUAUGCAAGGGGAAAUUGCAACCAUCCUUGCUGGAGAUGUGAAAGUGAAAAAAGAGAGAGACUCGUGACUUUCCGGUUUCAGAAAAACCCAAUGGUUACCCUUAACUAGAACUGCUUGAAUUGUAUAUAUAUCUCCAUAUAUAUAUAUAUAUCCAAGACAAGGGAAAUGUAGACUUCAUAAACAUGGCUGUAUAAUUUUGAUUUUUUUGAAUACAUUGUGUUUCUAUUUUUUUUUUUGACGACAAAAGGUAUGUACUUAAAAAGGCAUUUUUCUCUUUUGUUAACGUUAUUAGCAUAUCUCCGUGCUUUAUUACCCCGGUGACAGUUACCGUUCGAUGUAGGCUGUGACUUGCGCUGCUUUUUUAGAGCACUUGGCAUAUCAGAAAUGCUUCUAGCUGUAUUUGUAUGCACUUAUUUUAAAAAGAAAAAAAAAAGCCAAAUACAUUUUCUGACAUUGUAAGAUUGCCUUACUGUCUGUUAUUCCUUAUCGCUGGCCCCUUUCUCAGGCUGGAGGCCAACUGGUGGAGAAGGAAAGGAAGUGAGCGAGAGGGGCACUGCUGUGAAGCGGGCAUGCCACUGGGCAGUGUCACCACGUCCCCCCCAUACAUUGUCCUUUUAGAGCAAUAGGAAGUAGAUUUUGAGUCUUUCUCGAUUUUGUUCUUAAAGUUCAGUUGUUGGGAUAUUGAUGACUGAGAGUUGCUGCUGAGAGAUUUUCAGGACUGUGGUUUGGGGGAGGGGGGAUUUUUUUUUAAGGCAAAGUUGACCACUGUUCACUGCCCACGUGAUCAGUUGUAAGAUUACAAUGCUGCAUGCAAGUUGGUUACAUAAUACACAAUUCAGUGACUCAAGGCAGUGAUAACGGAUGGUGGUGUGUACAAGAUGGCACUGCCAUCUUUGAACAGAGCCUGGCUCUGCAGCGCCACUCGGUCUUUCAGAACAUCCUGGAGCUCUGUCUGUUGUUUGUCGUUUCCUUUGAAAAGAGUCGAAAGACAAGUUACAGUCCAGGUGAACUUGGAGAUUGUGGGAUUGGUUUUGUUUCUGUUUUGUGUUUUGUUCUGUUUUUUUUUAAUCAUUUCCCUGUAGUGCUCUGGCUGUUGAUACUAUCACCUACACCCUGUUUCUAGUGCGUGCUGAAUACAGUAUGGUACAAUGACAGUAAGAGCGCGUGGGGCUGCCAGGACAGCCCGUGGGCAUAUCAGUGACAGCCCAGACGGGGGUGGAGGAAACCUGUAAUUUCCUUCGUACAUGUGUUUGAAAUACCAAGUGAAUAAUGCUGUUCUUCUGGAAAAAAAAAAUGAUAAACUAGUGAAAAUUCAAGAAAGGGUUUGACAUCAUAAGCCCCACCUCUGAAAUUAUUUUUAGAAGCCUUUUGUAAACUAAUUUCUUUUGAUCACUCUUUUGCAUCAGCAAAAUGAUUUUUUAAACCAAUAAAUCAUCAGUUACUAGAAUCACA
Messenger RNA from Vicugna pacos (alpaca), 2811 nucleotides. The record is from RefSeq and is a predicted model, not a curated record. Lineage: Eukaryota; Metazoa; Chordata; Mammalia; Artiodactyla; Camelidae.